This is a messenger RNA of Pseudomyrmex gracilis, 1125 nucleotides long. RefSeq lists its product as uncharacterized. NCBI's taxonomy places the organism in Eukaryota, Metazoa, Arthropoda, Insecta, Hymenoptera, Formicidae. Gene Ontology annotation, molecular function: nucleic acid binding. Gene Ontology annotation, biological process: DNA integration. The record is from RefSeq and is a predicted model, not a curated record. The transcript has 3 exons. The coding region runs from base 1 to 1125 and encodes 374 amino acids.
AUGGAAGGUCUCCGUGAAAUUUUAGCGCCGUUGAUGCAGCAGCAGCAGCAGCAACAACAACAGUUUCAACAGCAGCUGCAGCAGCAGUUUUACGCUCAGCAGCAGGACUUUGUAAGCCACAUCGCCAAGAUUAUCAAAGCUCCGCUUCCUUCUUCUGCAACGGGCAUGGAAACUACAAUGGAGACAUUAGCCAAUUCAAUCUCAGAAUUUGUUUACGAUCCCGAGAAUGGUUUAAUCUUCGAUGCAUGCCUUCGUUCAGCAGCGGACGCUGACAUUUGUAACAAGUUGCUUCAUUUAAUUGACACUAAGCCAGAUUCACUUACAAUCGAGGAUUUAGUCAUUGAAUGCCAGCGUUUGGUUAAUCUAAAACAAGACACUUUGUUGAUCUUUGAGGCGACCAAGAAAGAUGAUAUUUUACAAGAAGCGAUCAAGUACGCAUUUACUUCAUGGCCUCAGAUUGUUGACCAGAAGACUUUGCAACCUUAUUUCCGUAAGCGACAUUCGCUAUCAGUGGUGCAAGGUUGUCUCGUAUUCAACGACAGAGUCGUCGUGCCAUUCUGUUUCCGUUCUCAGAUCUUGAAACAGUUACAUAAGGGUCAUCCUGGUAUCACACGGAUGAAAGUUUUGGCGCGUUCAUACUUCUAUUGGCCAAAAAUUGAUGCCGAUAUUGAAUGGUUUGUCAAGCAAUGCAGAAAUUGUGCUUUUGCUGCAAAGGCUCCGGUUAAGGUUCCUUUGCAAAGCUGGACUCAACCAACGGCACCUUGGCAGAGAAUACACAUUGAUUAUGCUGGACCGUUAAAUGGAGAAUACUUUUUUGUCUUGGUAGAUGCUUUCUCCAAAUGGCCAGAAAUCAUACCCACUCAGUCAAUCUCUGCUCAACAAACAAUUAAUAUACUUCAGAGUAUUUUUGCUCGUUUUGGCAUUCCAGAAACAAUUGUUUCAGAUAACGGAACUCAAUUUAUUUCAGAGAAAUUUCAAACAUUCUGUUUGACAAAUGGAAUUCAGCAUUUGCGUAGCCUUCCUUUCCAUCCUAGUUCCAAUGGUCAGGCCGAACGUUUUGUGACACUUUCAAACGAGGACUCACUAAACUUCAAGCAGGAGGAAACAAUAGCUCUUCUACAAUAG